Cyphomyrmex costatus is the source of this 3271-nucleotide messenger RNA. RefSeq names its product minibrain (gene mnb). NCBI's taxonomy places the organism in Eukaryota, Metazoa, Arthropoda, Insecta, Hymenoptera, Formicidae. The record is from RefSeq and is a predicted model, not a curated record. The coding region runs from base 12 to 1880 and encodes 622 amino acids. Gene Ontology annotation, molecular function: protein serine/threonine/tyrosine kinase activity; protein serine/threonine kinase activity; ATP binding. The transcript has 7 exons. Gene Ontology annotation, biological process: peptidyl-threonine phosphorylation; peptidyl-serine phosphorylation; protein autophosphorylation.
CCGAGGAGCCCAUGCCCUCCGCGGUAUGCGGUGGAGCCGGUGCCGCGGGUGGCGGGGCUGCCGGCGGGGUUCCGCAGGAGACCCCCUCGGACAUUCACGCCAUGCAGGCCAGGAUACCCCACAGGUUUCGCGAUCCAGCGACGGCGCCCCUCAGGAAACUCAGCGUCGAUCUCAUCAAGACCUACAAGCACAUCAAUGAGGUUUACUAUGCGAAGAAGAAGAGGAGGGCACAGCAAAUGCAAGGGGAAGAUGGCUCGCAUAAGAAAGAGAGGAAACUCUACAACGAUGGCUGGGACGACGAUAAUCAUGAUUAUAUCAUCAAGAAUGGGGAAAAGUUCCUCGAUCGAUACGAGAUCGAUUCUUUAAUAGGUAAAGGCAGUUUUGGCCAAGUAGUGAAAGCAUUCGACCACGAAGAGCAAACGCAAGUGGCAAUAAAAAUCAUCAAGAACAAGAAGCCUUUUCUUAAUCAAGCGCAAAUUGAAGUUAGGCUAUUGGAAAUGAUGAACAGAGCGGAUACCGACAACAAGUAUUAUAUAGUUAAACUGAAGAGGCAUUUUAUGUGGCGAAAUCACUUAUGUCUGGUAUUCGAACUGCUAUCGUAUAAUCUAUAUGACCUACUUAGAAAUACGAAUUUCCGAGGAGUGUCAUUGAACUUGACAAGAAAGUUUGCACAGCAACUGUGUACUGCCCUCUUGUUCCUGUCUACGCCGGAAUUGAACAUCAUUCACUGUGAUCUGAAACCUGAAAACAUCCUUUUGUGCAAUCCCAAACGAAGUGCGAUAAAAAUAGUCGACUUUGGUAGCUCGUGUCAACUUGGACAAAGAAUAUAUCAAUAUAUCCAGUCCAGGUUCUACAGAUCUCCGGAAGUCCUGUUAGGAAUACCUUAUGACCUCGCGAUAGACAUGUGGAGCCUGGGAUGUAUUUUAGUAGAAAUGCACACGGGAGAACCUCUGUUUAGUGGGGCCAACGAGGUCGAUCAAAUGAACAAAAUCGUAGAAGUACUAGGAAUGCCGCCGAAACAUAUACUGGACCAAGCGCACAAGGCGCGGAAGUACUUUGACAAAGUCUCCACGGAUGGCUCAUACGUACUGAAAAAGUCCAAGGAUGGUAAAAAAUACAAACCUCCCGGCACGAGGCGCUUACACGAUAUUUUAGGUGUCGAAAGUGGUGGCCCCGGCGGCAGAAGAAUGGGGGAGCCGGGCCAUUCGAUGUCCGAUUAUCUCAAGUUUAAGGACCUAAUUGUACGAAUGUUGGAUUUCGAUCCGAAGACACGGGUAACACCGUAUUAUGCACUUCAGCACAACUUCUUUAAGAGGACAGCCGAUGAGGGGACCAACACGAACGUCGCUGCUGCCAAUAGCGCGAGCACGAGUCCGGCAGUGGUGUCGAUGAGCCAGGAUCACGGACUGGUAACCAUGUCGGGACAGGGCAGCAGCAGCAGCAGCGGCGGCGGUAGUCUGCAGCAGAUGCAAGCAUCAAGUCUCCCUGGUGGUGGCUAUCAGCCCAUGGACUGUGAGUCCUCGCCCCGUCACACGGGCAGUCGACGUGCCAUAACAACGGGCUACCCAUCAACGUCGGCCACUGGGGUGCCCACGUCCGCCCCGAUGUCCAUGCAAUCCAUGGACAGCUCCCUGAUACAGAGCUCUCUUGGAUCGUACAAUAGCCUAAUUAUUCCUGGUAUACCCCAUCUACCUGCGAUGAUGACCUCACCAAUGAUUCAGCAGCCGAACUUCUACAACUACGGCUACUCAGCUACUGAUACACACGGUAUGGUGAGACAGCCGUCAACGGUGUCGUCCGGUAACCAGCGAGAUCCAGAGAGAGAAGAUAGUCCAAUGGUCGGGGUAUGCGUCCAACAGAGCCCAGUCGCUAUCCACUAAAGUGGCAGAAGGGACAACUGACAGUGGACAAUACAGCUUGUCGCGAACGCAAAACCGUGAAGAAAAUGAAAUAGCUAAUUUACGGAGACGGCAUGCCUUGAAUGAUGUUAUCGUAGCAUUAAUGAAAAAAUGGUAAGAGAACGGAAAAAUGGCAUGUACACAUCUUGAAAGUCGUUCCCCGAUGCUGCUUUCUCACCACAGAGUCAAAAGAAAACAAGAAAAAACAUCACGGUGUCGCGAUUAGCCUUAACUUCGGCAGUGAAUUCAAGAAAUUUUUCGGACACGUUGGUUUGGCUGAACAAUUCUGAAAAAUACAAACGAAAUUUCCCGGAAAAUCCAAGAAAUAACCACAAGUCACAAAGCCCAAAUCUCUCUGUAUAACAAGAGAUCAUAGAAACAAAAAAAAAAAGAUAUAUCCUAAGCUCGGCGGCGUUAACGACUAUAUGAGAAAUUCAACGAGUAGAAGAAACUGCGAUGGAAGGAAAAAGAGAGGAAAAAGUGAGAGGAAACCUCUAUUUCUGUUAUGUUGCUGAAUUUUCAUAUUUUUUAUUAAGCUGACUGGUCCUAUGUUGAAAGUGGGUAUAUGUGUAACACGGAAGAUUGACGAAAGCUUCGAGCAUGGACAGACAGUAAUGGUCUAGUGAGGAUGAACCCAGCUGGCCUCUCGGGUCCUGCCCGAUUUCCACAGACACUUUUAGCAGUUUUUACCAAAAACGGCUAAGCGGAAAACUUUCGGCAACCAAACUGUGUGGCCUAGAGAGCGAAAAAGUGAUAAUUACUAUUAUUACCGCGUAAAAAAAGAUGGAAAAAGUAAGAAUUACCAAUGUAAGCAUGUACUCAAAUAGAGUUUUAUACACAAUGUCACGAAUGUAAACGGUUUAGCAAGUACUUGCGAGCAACAAACAGUCGCGUCGACUGCUAGUUAUUUGUACAAUACACUUAGGUGAAUGAUAAGAGUGCAGCUUUAGGGUUUAGCUUUUAAGUAUGAGGAGGUUUAAAUACACACGUACACAAACAUUGUAAACUCGAAUCUUUUAUUUACUUUAAUGGAAGACAAGAAUGUUGCAAACGUCAGUUUGUUGUCGAACAAGGACUUUAAACAAACGAGGUUUGCGCGGCUUAACAACAAUACAUAUUUAUACAUAAAAAAAAAACAGUAAUAAGAAAGUUAAAAAGCAGCAUACACGUAAGAUCGAGAUCAAGAAUGGUAUAAUCAUACAAAGAACUUAGAUACUUUAUAAUAAACAAUACACGUACUCGCAUACACAUGUUUCCAACGCCAAUCGUCAUUGAUUUUUGCCGUUUUGCCCCGAUGGUCGCUGCGCUUAUGUCAUUCGCACCAAUCGUAAUAUAGCCCUUUUAUUUAUGUAGAGGACUCUACUUUUUUAUUC